This is a messenger RNA of Anopheles coustani, 1533 nucleotides long. RefSeq lists its product as uncharacterized. The record is from RefSeq and is a predicted model, not a curated record. Bases 1 to 1533 code for a protein of 510 amino acids. Lineage: Eukaryota; Metazoa; Arthropoda; Insecta; Diptera; Culicidae. The transcript has 3 exons.
AUGGCGAAGAUGAAUAAACUCUCGAUAGUGGCAUUUUGUGUGCUGGCACUGGUGCAGUACACGUCAGCGGAACCUAGGCCGCAGUUCGCCCUGUCUGCUAACGUUCCCGGUACGUCCCGGGUAUCAGUGGCAGCCGAUGCAGCUGACAGCGCGAUCGCCGAUAUCAACGUGUCGGUCACGAACUACUUGAUUGAGUCAGAUUUGGAACUACUGCCGGACGUGGCUGAAAUCGUGGCCGACAUUGCCAACCAGUAUCAGCCACUUGCCGAGGCGAUAAUCGAUGGGAUCACAGCACUUGCCAGCGACACGAGCGGCGAUGUCGAGGGCGUUUUCGCUGUGGCACUGGGUGCGGUUGCCGACGCCAUCGCGUUUGCCGAUGACACGCUACCGGACCUAAAGGCCCCGUUGGUACCCUUGGUUGGUAAUGCACUACCAGAAAAAUUCCUCGACAGCUUCCAGCACAUCGGGAAGGCUCUGGAGAAGCUUGAAACCAGCCUCACGGCGCUGAAAGACGCUGCAAACAGCGCCGUGGCUGAGGCUGGCUCCUCCGCGAUCACCGCCACCAUUGUGCACCGUACGGUAUCCCGCGCACUGGUAGGAGAUCUGAUUUACGCCUUAAACCUUCUGAAGGCCACUGUUCCGCUGCUGGAGUAUGUCGUCUCUAGCACAAUGGAGAACAUCGGGAUAGCUGACGCAUUUAUGCUGGAGCUCGACCAAAAGGUAGACGACACGAUCGGGGAGUCAUCUAACCUGCAGCUGGAGGUGGAAGCCAUUACCGGUCCACUAGGAGACUACAUCACCGAUACACUGGGCACCAUCGACAGCGACCUCGGGGAGCUUGCGACAACUUUCGCUGGUUUGACCAAUCUCGGCACCGCGACCAGUGCGGUCGACCUGGGCACUGUGCUGGAUAACUUCAAGGAUAACCUGGACCUACUAUCGCUGGCCGAUCCAUCGAUCACACAAGUCCUUGACGGGCUGAAGCAGGCACUCAUCGAUGCGUACGACGUGGUCGACCCGCUGUACUUCAUCUACGAAAGCCCGCUGGUGAACGCCUUGAUAACCAACCUGGUCGGAAACGGCAACUACGCCCAGUACUGCUUCUACAAGUACAAAGACUAUUUCUUCGUCCUGCUGGAUUGGAUCGCGUACGCCGCGAGCGAGUGCAUCCAAGAGGAGGCACCCCGGCUCGAGUACUACCAGGGUACGGUUCAGCUAAUGCUCGAAAUUUUGUUCUUUGAUUUCGAGGAUAUCGCGGACGACUUGGAAAUUUGCGAUCAAAUUGACGAUGCUACCAACUUGCAGGAAUGCACCUUGAAGUUUGCAGAAAUCUACAACGACCUGGAAGGAGCCUUCGGCAACAAGAUAAACCUUGGCUAUCAAUCACUCCAGCAUGAGAUCGCCGCCAGUAGCAACCGGCUGAAGAUCUGUAUAUCUAUGUCGCAGUCGGCGCUGAGCAACGACGAGGUCCCGGUACUGCUAGAGGACAUCAACAGCUGUGCUAACGACGGACCGACUGGCCAGGACGAAUAA